AUGCAGUUUAACCUCUUCUUCCUUGCGCCUCUGGCGUCCUUGCUUCAGAUCACCACUGGUCUGCCCACCGAAACCGUCUACCAGACCAAGAAGUUCUCCAUUGUCCCAUUGAACGAAACACGAUACUACGCCGAGAUACAGGCAAGCAAGAAUGGAGAUGCAGUCGCGAAGCGCGACUCAUGCUCUUCUGACUAUCCCUACACCCAGAGUGACAUGGACGCCCUCAUCGCGGACCUACAGAGCGAUGGCCAGACCGACUAUCUGCCUGCUGGAAGUAGCGCGUAUUGGACACUUGGCACAGCUGUCAUUUGCACGUACAACGAUUACGUUUUCGACAACACCCACGUCACUCAUUGGGAGAUGGGAUGGGCCGCCGGCUAUAUUGCCGGCGAAUGUUGCCCGAGCGAGAGCAGCAACCCGCAGUGCUCUGGAGGUUCUUGCACCGGACAAGGAGAUAGCGGACUCUCGGUCAUCAUCUCUACGCAUAACAGUGCCUCCGCCUGUUGA
This is a messenger RNA of Annulohypoxylon truncatum, 507 nucleotides long. RefSeq lists its product as uncharacterized. Bases 1 to 507 code for a protein of 168 amino acids. The record is from RefSeq and is a predicted model, not a curated record. Lineage: Eukaryota; Fungi; Ascomycota; Sordariomycetes; Xylariales; Hypoxylaceae. The transcript has 3 exons.